Boleophthalmus pectinirostris (great blue-spotted mudskipper) is the source of this 4063-nucleotide messenger RNA. It is a transcript of the gene kcnk12l, whose product is annotated as potassium channel, subfamily K, member 12 like. The coding region runs from base 930 to 2276 and encodes 448 amino acids. Gene Ontology annotation, biological process: potassium ion transmembrane transport; stabilization of membrane potential. The transcript has 2 exons. The record is from RefSeq and is a predicted model, not a curated record. Gene Ontology annotation, cellular component: membrane. NCBI's taxonomy places the organism in Eukaryota, Metazoa, Chordata, Actinopteri, Gobiiformes, Gobiidae. Gene Ontology annotation, molecular function: potassium ion leak channel activity.
UGAUCUUAAAAUAGGCUUUAGUGUCAUAGAGGAGAUCAGAGACACUUUAAACAGAUGUGUGUUCUGUCUUCCACACCUGCCCCAGCCUGGAGCAGUGGACACCGGGAACUCCUGCCCUCCGCAAUGACAUUAGUCAAGAUUAAAGGCAUGUGCAGACAGAGAAAAUCAUGAUAUACUCCACAAAUCCUCCCACACAGUCUACGGGAUAAACAAAAAAGCUUUUUAGAGACGUCCACUGUAGUUUGUUCUCGCGGGGCAAAUUGAUACAACAAGAAAUAUUACAAAAAAAACUUAAACUUACACAUGCAAUAGAUCUAUUUUGUUCUAUAAUGAAAAAUGUACAUUGUGCUCUAUGUUUGCGUGGGAUCCAGAAUACACACAGUACAGAGAAAUACUUAUUCUGGUGGAAAAUCUAGUUACUUUGAAUUUAAAAGAAAAUAUUUGUAUUGUGGCUUUAUACAUAGUUUAAAUGAUUUUCUUUAAUUGAAAGUAAUUUGAAGAUUAGAGAAAGGUUCUUUUUGAAUAGCUCUGAUGAAGGUGCGCUCAGGACUAGAUGGGGUGGGCCCAUCGUGAUGAUGUCAUCACUGCAUCUCAGUGGAGCAAAAAAGAUGCUCCUAUAACUAGUCAUUGUUCAGCACAUCCAGUACGGCAGCACUCCGCUGCUUCAGGUAUGUUUUCUAAUAUUACAAUCAUAUUAUCAUCACAGAUAUUGAACUUCAUCAUGAGUUUUGCUCUAAUUUAACUGAAUGACAUGACGUUGUAUUUAUCAUCAAAGGUUUGUUUGUCUAAUUUUCCUCUUGUUUAUUCAAAAUAACUUUGUUUCUGACCUCUCUGCUCCUCUAGCUCCUCUUGUGUUUCCCUGCAGCAGAGGCUGUAUGAUGCAGUGAGACUGUAAGUGGCUGGAGGUGGUGCGUGCUCUGUCUGUACUCAUGGCUCAGAGGAAAGCUCGGGGCUGCUGCAGCUGCCUCCGGGCUCCUAUGAAUGAAGAUAAUGCACGGUUUUGCCUCCUGGCUGCGCUCAUCCUGCUCUAUUUACUGUGUGGAGCUGCCAUCUUCUCAGCCCUUGAACACCCGUUUGAGUUGCGAGCACGCAGACGGUGGAAACAACAGGUGGAUAACUUUACCCAGAGACAUAGGGUGAACCUGGGCGCUCUGUACACUCUGCUGCGGCAGUAUGAAGAGGCCAACGGAGCAGGCAUCCGAGUGGACACCCUCCGACCACGCUGGGACUUCUCUGGAGCUCUAUACUUUGUGGGAACUGUGGUCUCCACUAUUGGAUUUGGCAUGACAACACCAACAACCAUUGCAGGCAAAAUCUUCCUAAUCUUCUAUGGUUUGAUUGGCUGUGCUGCUACCAUCCUGUUCUUUAACCUGUUCCUGGAGCGCAUCAUCACCAUGCUGGCCUACAUCAUGCGCUGGUUCCAUGAGCGGCGGCUGAGGUGUGCUGGGGUGGAGGCAAGUCGUGAGGAGCAGCCUGAGGAGGAGGACAGUCUGGAGGGGUGGAAGCCCUCUGUGUAUUAUGUGAUGCUGAUCCUAGGCAUGGCUUCAGUCGUGAUUGCAUGCAGUGCUUCCACUCUGUACAGUUCUAUGGAGAACUGGAGUUACAUCGACUCACUGUACUUCUGCUUUGUGGCAUUCAGCACCAUUGGCUUUGGUGACCUGGUGAGCAGUCAGAGGCAGCAGUACGAGUCUCAGGCUGUGUACAGCUUUGGGAACUGCCUGUUUAUCCUCAUGGGAGUGUGCUGCAUCUAUUCACUUUUUAAUGUAAUAUCUAUCAUCAUUAAGCAAACUCUAAACUGGAUCCUAAGUAAACUGGUGUGCUCUGGAUCUCUGCAGUCUUGCUCCUGCUGUGCAGUGGGCUGUUGGAGGUUCUGUUGCCCCUGCCUCUAUAAAAAGUCUCGCCAUCGCACUCGCCUGCCCCGACAUCUGAAUCAAAAACGCUUCAAGUGCAACACAGUGCACCCGGCCUCCUCUCAGCGCAGGACUGGGAGACGCCCCUACAAGGAUGGCUCUGUGGAGACAGUCUUUGAGAGUGAGACUGAUGGGGCAGGAGAUGGAGCUGUACAUUUGGGCAGGCGUCUGUCCGGAGAGAUGAUCUCUGUCAAUGAGUUCAUGGUGUCCAAUAAAGUGUCUCUGGCUCUGCUCCAGAAGCAGCUGAGUGAGACUGCUCACCAGGGCCCCAGACAGAGCUAUGCCCACCAGAAUGGCUUCUCCGGGGGUGUCGGAGCUCUGGGCAUCAUGAACAACCGCCUGCAGGAGACCAGUGUAGAUAGGUAGCAGGUAGCUGUGUUCAGGUGUUCUGGUGUUGCAUGGAGCCAAACUUAAAUGCCAAAAUAUUUUUUGUAGGAUAACACCAUGUCUUUUCAAUUCACUCUGUAUUUUUCCUGAACAAUUUCUAUGUAAACUCUAUGCAUCUUAAGUUGAAUUUGUGUUUAAGCGGUUGUUUCACGGACAGAGGAGAACAGUACUGGGGCAGUAAAGAGAUGUCUGAUGUCAUGAAGUGAUUGGCUCAUACAAAUGCAAUCACCAAAGAUGCCCUGAAGGAGCCUUUGAAGAGAGCCACUGAUUUAAGUGUAUCCUUGACCAUAUAUUUGUAUGUCUGAGAUGGUCUGCUAUUAGAUCAUUAGGUCAGUGGUGGAAGAUAUAAACUAACCUAUGACAAAUAGAAAAAAACAGUGUUUCUUUAUGCAUUUUCUUUUCACCAUUUGUAAUUGAAAUUCACAUUAGUCGUCAAAGAACAGCAUGGCGCAAGGUUUUAAGAGGCACACAUCUAAUCAAACUGGACCUCUGGAGGACACCCUCAUGUCCGUAAGAGCAGUACAGACAGAUGUAGGAUCACUCUCCUGCCUCUAAAGCAGCCUCAAGCUUCAUGGAGGAGGUCCUUUUCUAUGCAAACAAAUCCCUCAUAAUCCUUUUGAUGAGAAAGAUUAGCAUAAAGCUAAAAGCUUAAGAUUUGUUAGUAUUAAGGAAAUGCAUAGUAACUAUCAGCAAUUCUCCUACUUGUUUGUUGUGGCAGUAUAAAAAGAAACAAGCAAUGUUAAAACUUUAUUAGAAUAAAGUAAUCAUGACUUAUAUUUCUAUAGACAGAAAAGUAGUAACAGUAACACUUCAGCACAGUACAGUAGCGAUGUUGAUGCUCUUAUGUCUUACAAAAUAUAAUAAGGCAACACAGAAAUUACUGUAUCAACAUUUCAUUUGAAAAAAUAAAUCUCACAUUGUACAGACAGAUGUGUACUGAAAUAAAUAGAAAAGAUAAAUAAAUUCACUUUUAUAUGUAUUUCUUCAUAUAUUUACUCUAUAUAACAUCUCAUUUCUGUCAAAUGUAUCCACAACAUGCAGCAUAUUUUUCAAAGCAUUCUUUUAUACUGAGUUCAAUACAGAACUUAGGGACACUAAAGAGAUGUUUAUUAUAAUAUGCAAAGUUAAAUCUUAAACUUAAUAGCUUAACCUUUAAUCUAAUUUCAUAAUAGUACAUUCCUAUUUGCCGUUGGCAACGACACUUCCAUUUACAAACUAGAGCAUUAGCAUAUUACAUUUAGUUGGCAACUUUGAAUAUCUUUUACAUUUGACUUCAUGUUACUUACUGUGUGCUACUCCUCUGUUACCUGAAAUAAGUACUUCACAGUAUGUUAUUUUGAGUGUUACAGGCCAUAAAUGACUGAGGCAGGGUGUGUCUCUGAGAGCAUUAGAAAAUGUAGUGCAAAUAUAAAUUGUAUUUGAGCCUUCUCCUAUCCAUUCAGUAUUUUUCCUGACAAGGUGCUGCUUGUCAACACAGUGUAAACAAACAUCUAUCUCUUUUUGCACAUAUGAAGAUUUUGUAUUAACAAUAAUUACAGUCUCUUUCAGUUUUCCUCGUAAUGUCUUAGGAACCUCCCAAUCCCUAGAAACACCAAAAGAAAAUAUUAGUAAAGAAUGCAGCAUUCAUUAUUUUUCACGGCAUGUACUUACAUUUGGUACAGUUGGCUUGUGUAUUUCUUUUUGCUGAUAGUAUGCAGAAAUUAUGCAGUUUCUCCUACAAAACAGAAGAAUUAUCUGUAACAUGUACAAUAAAUGUAUAAAAUGUG